This is a messenger RNA of Drosophila nasuta, 6592 nucleotides long. It is a transcript of the gene robo3, whose product is annotated as roundabout 3. Gene Ontology annotation, cellular component: neuron projection. NCBI's taxonomy places the organism in Eukaryota, Metazoa, Arthropoda, Insecta, Diptera, Drosophilidae. The record is from RefSeq and is a predicted model, not a curated record. Gene Ontology annotation, molecular function: protein binding.
UUACUGCCGCCAACGGUUUAAACGCUUUGCAGCAGCGCGUCGCGCGUGUUUCAACAACAAAAUUUGUCGCCACUUUGCCACAGCCACUUGCCACUUGCUACUUGCCACAAACAUAAACAAAACAGUGUUGGGAGUGUGUUGCCGGUGCGGUUCAAUUCGAUUGGAGACAGCAAAGAGGAAAAAACUCGGUUUUAAUUUAAUUGUUUGCGAGUGCCUUGGCAACAAAUGCGUGGCACACGAAGCACAAUGCUCGAGACAAGCUGUGGCCACCUGGUGGCAAGAACGAUGCUGAUGCCGCGCAACAUUUUGGUGGCAAACGGAAACGCAAAAGCAAACGGAAACGGAAGCAUUUAAGCAAAGUGGCUGCUUUCAAGCUCAGCGACUGUUUGCUGCCAACACACAAAUCUCGCAACAUGUGUGCAACGGCAACUCUAUCGUAGUGUGUGUGUGUGUGUAUGAGAGUGUGCGAGUGUGUGUGUGUGUGUAAUGCUGAGCGCUGUCUAAAGCCGGGCCCAAAGUUGCAGCAGCAGAAAACUUGCAAUCAAAUACGAAAGCGAAUACGAAUACGAAUAGUACGAAAACGAAUACUACAAAAAAAGUAAAGAAAGAAAGAAGAAAAAAGUAGAAAAGAAAUCCUCACAGCAGCAGCAAUCCUUUUGUGCCUGCGUGUGUGAGUGUGUGUGUGUAUCGGAGUGUAUGUGUGUGUAGCAAGCAAAUAAAUGCUUUUGCAACGCUUUUUUAGCCAUUUUAUCUCAAGUCGAAAUACUGUAAAAAAUUGUAAAAUGGAUUUACGUUUCGUAUUCAUCGUUUUCCUGCUGAAGUGGACGUAUGCACAAGGUUCACAUCCGCCGCGAAUAGUUGAACAUCCCAUAGAUACGACGGUGCCACGACACGAGCCAGCAACGCUUAAUUGCAAGGCAGAGGGCUCGCCCACGCCCACAAUUCAAUGGUAUAAGGAUGGCGUGCCACUGAAGAUACUGCCGGGCUCCCAUCGCAUUACGCUGCCAGCGGGUGGAUUGUUCUUCCUUAAGGUUGUCAAUUCGCGUCGCGAAACAGAUGCCGGCGUCUACUGGUGUGAGGCUAAAAACGAACUGGGCGUGGCACGGAGUCGCAAUGCCACGCUGCAAGUGGCGGUGCUUCGCGAUGAGUUUCGCCUGGAGCCGCAAAACACACGCAUCGCCCAGGGCGAAACGGCGUUGUUGGAGUGCGCCCCACCGCGUGGCAUUCCGGAACCGACGGUCACAUGGAAGAAGGGCGGCCAGAAAUUGGAUUUGGAGGGCUCGAAGCGUGUACGCAUCGUUGAUGGUGGCAAUUUGGCCAUACAGGAUGCACGUCAGAGUGACGAGGGUCAAUACCAAUGCAUUGCCAAGAAUCCAGUCGGUGUGCGUGAAUCCUCUUUGGCCACACUCAAAGUACACGUUAAACCCUACAUCAUACGCGGCCCACAUGAUCAAACGGUUCUCGAAGGCGCCUCCGUCACAUUUCCCUGCCGCGUCGGCGGAGAUCCCAUGCCCGAUGUCCUUUGGCUGCGCACCGCUUCAGGCGGCAACAUGCCGCUAGACCGCGUCAGUGUGCUGGAGGAUCGCAGUCUGCGACUGGAACGCGUCACCAUUGCGGACGAAGGGGAAUAUAGCUGCGAGGCGGAUAAUGUGGUGGGCGCCAUCACGGCCAUGGGCACGCUGACAGUGUUCGCGCCCCCGAAAUUCAUACAACGUCCUGCGAGUAAAUCGGUCGAGUUGGGAGCCGACACAUCCUUCGAGUGUCGCGCCUCAGGGAACCCCAAGCCAACCAUCUUCUGGACGAUCAAGAACAACAGCACACUGAUAUUUCCGGGUGCACCGCCGUUGGAUCGAUUUCAUAGUCUGAACACCGAGGAAGGACACUCGAUACUGACGCUGACACGCUUUCAGCGCACCGACAAGGAUUUGGUGAUUGUGUGCAAUGCCAUGAAUGAGGUGGCCAGCAUAACAUCGAGGGUGCAAAUCACCCUCGACUCACAGGAGGAUCGACCACCGCCCAUAAUCAUCGCUGGGCCGGUGAAUCAAACGCUGCCCAUCAAAUCGCUGGCAACGUUGCAAUGCAAAGCAAUUGGUUUGCCCAAUCCGACAAUUUCGUGGUAUCGCGACGGCAUCCCGGUGCAUCCGAGUGCCAAGCUGAAUAUAACCGCUGCCGGUGAUUUGAUAAUCUCCGACUUGGAUCGCCAACAGGAUCAAGGACUGUACACGUGUGUGGCCAGCUCACGGGCGGGGAAAUCCACGUGGAGCGGUUUCCUACGCAUUGAGUUGCCCACAAAUCCGAACAUCAAGUUCUACCGGGCGCCCGAACAAAGCAAAUGUCCCACAGCUCCGGGGCAACCGACAGUGCUGAAUGCGACAGCCAACGCAAUGACCAUUGUGUGGCCCAGCAGCGACAAGCUGGGCAACUCCCCGUUCCACGGUUAUAGCGUGGAGAUGUAUUGCACGAACAAGAGCAAAACCUGGAUACCGAUUGCCAGCAGGCUAAGUGAGCCCAUUGUCACCGUGGAUAGCCUCGAGUCGGGUGCUGCGUACAUGUUCAUUGUGCGGGCCGAGAAUGCUUUGGGCUUCUCACCGCCAUCGCCCAUCUCAGAGCCAAUUACAGCUGGCAAGUUGAUCGGAGUGCGGGAUGGCAGCGAUGCAAGUUCCUCCAGCUCACAGCUGCUGUUGAGCGAUGUGGAGACGUUGCUGCAAUCGAAUAACAUCGUCGAACUGCUCGAGGCGAAUGCCAGCGAUUCGACAACGAUUCGACUCGCCUGGGACAUUGACAAUGGCCAGUACAUCGAAGGCUUCUAUUUGUAUGCUCGCGAAUUGCGUUCAGCGGAAUACAAAAUGCUAACGCUCCUGAACAAAGGACAAGGCAUCAGUUCGUGCAGUGUGCCCGGGUUGGCAAAGGCUUCUACGUAUGAGUUUUUUCUUGUGCCAUUUUACAAGAGCAUCGUAGGCAAACCCUCGAACUCGAGACACGCUCGCACUCUGGAAGAUGUGCCCGAGGCAGCACCGUAUGGCAUGGAAGCCAUCCAAUUCAAUCGCACCUCCGUCUUCUUGAAAUGGCUUCCCCCGCAACCGAAUCGCACUCGCAAUGGCAUCCUGACCAGCUACAAUGUGCUCGUCAAGGGUCUGGAUGUGCACAAUACGACGCGUAUAUUCAAAAAUAUGACCAUUGAUGCGGCGACACCAACUCUGCUGCUGGCAAACCUCACCACGGGCGUCACCUACUACAUUGCCGUUGCGGCUGCCACCCGCGUUGGCGUCGGUCCCUUCAGCAAACCGGCUGUGCUACGCAUCGAUGCACGGACCCAAUCACUGGACACCGGCUACACGCGCUAUCCCAUCAGUCGUGAUAUUGCCGAUGACUUUUUAACGCAGACCUGGUUUAUCGUCCUGCUGGGCUCCAUCAUUGCCAUAAUUGUGUUUCUAUUGGGCGCAUUGGUUCUAUUCAAGCGCUAUCAAUUUAUCAAGCAGACCUCGCUGGGCAGUCUACAUGGCAAUCACGCAAUCGGCACCGUGCGAAAGUUUCCAACGUUACCAAUGAAUGGCGGCGGUGGCAUUGGCGGUGGCAACUCUUGUGCUUUGAGUGGUGGCAACAACUCUGGUGGCUCGAAUGGACUAUGGAUCGAUCCCAGUGGCGGUGUUUGGCGACAAGCGUCCGCCUCAUGUACGACAAAGGAGCAACUUCCGGGCUACGCACAGGCCACAGCUCAACAGCAACAUCAGCAGCAGCAGAAACACAAACAGCAGAAGCAGCAACAACAACAACAGCAAGGACAACAAGGACAAUCAAACCGUACACAACAACAGCCGCUGCCUGAUUAUGAGAGACUCUCGCCAUUGAAUAUGCCGGACUAUGCGGAAGUUGCAUGUUCAACAUUCAAAAGCCCACACAAUGGCGUUGCACAAACUUCCGGCCAAAUGGCAGGCGGAAUCGGAGUCGGAGGUGGAGCUUCAUCAUUAUACGAUAGCUGUGGCGCCUAUGCCACAGCAAAUGUGGUGGCCAAUGUGAAGCUCUAUCAGAAUCAGAAUCAACAUCCAAAUCCCAAUCAGACGGCGAAUCGUUAUGGGACAAAGCCCACGGCAACAGGAACAACUACAAUAACGACGACGAACAACAAUAAUGGCACAUUGAUAACCGGCAAUAAUGAUUACCAAUCGACGGGCAUGUAUUCGGCACCAGCAAGCGCACAUUAUGGCUGCCUUGAGCCAAAUGUGAUGACCACAUCGACGGCCUCAACGGCCAUCAUGGGCAACGGUUCACCGGCCAAGCUCAAUAAUAAAAAGAUCAACAUAACCGAGAACAAAAUGGAUCAUCACAUGCAAAGCAUUAACGACAAUGGAGUGGCAGCUACAACUACUGGUAAAUCAGAACGCACAAAUCCCUUCAAUCAGCAGCAACAAUUGCUCUUGGCCAGCAAUGCAUUGAAGCAGGGCUUGGGCGCCUAUGCCAACACAACGUUGGCCGCCCAAAUGGCCAACGGUGGCGGCGCUGGCACUUUGAGACGCCAGCGACAGCCAAAGGCCACAGCGUCUUUGUUCAAGAGCGAAACAAACAUUCUGGGCAAAUCAACAGCAGCAACACGGAAUGGUGGCAAUGGCAAUAAUAAUAUGGACUUUUUAACCGGUGGCCCACCAAUCGGUGGGGAACAGCAGCUGAAUAUCGAUGCCGAUUUCUCGGCAUUGUGCAAUUCAACGAAUCAGUUGCUCAACGAUUGGGCUUCCAGUGCCUCGAUUGCGGCCGGUGAUUAUCAUUUUGGCAACAAGCAGCCGAGCAAACAGCAUCUCUACGUAAAGGCCAAGGAUGGCACUUGGUCCGCUGUGAGUUCGGAUGCAUAUCAGACAUACAAGCAACAACAGCAGCAACAGCAAUUCCAUGUUGGCACAGGUGACAACAACAAGCCCCUACUUGUUAAUCCUGCCCAUAGUUCAAGUAGCCUGGCUGCUGAUAGCAAAUUCCUGAGUAGUUUCGGCAAUACAAGUGCCAAUGUCUAAAAACUAAACCCAGUGCUUGUGUUUUUGGGUGUGUGUUUUGCUCAGUAAAUAGACAUAAGUUAAAAGCAAAGCGAAUGUUGUGAAUGCUGACGCAAAGGGGGAGAGAGUAAUGAAGUUUAUACUAUAUAUACUAUGUAUAGUAUAUGCUGUAUAUAGUAUAUACUGUACAGUUUACAAUAUAUGCAAAAUAUAGUAUGUGCCGCACAGUUUAUAGUAUAUGCUGUAUAUAGUAUAUAGUAUAUUCUGUGUAUACCUUAUACUGCGUAAAGUAAAUACUGUAUACUAAGUACAGUAUAUACUGCUUAUUCGUAGUACUGUAUAUGUAUACUAUAUACUAUAUUUGGUAUAUAUUAUCUACAGUAUAUACUGCCAACUGUUCUACUAUAUACUAUAUUUGGUAUAUACUGUUUAGUUUAUAGUAUAUAAUAUUUACUGUAAAAACUGUAUACCAUGUAUAGUAAAUACUAUAUACUGUCUACUAUAUAUAGUAUAUUUUAUAUACUGAAUAGUUAACUUGGUUAUUGUGGCGUGAAAGUUUUUGAGUGAGAGACACUUGUGUGAAAUGGUAGCUCAGAAACUAAAAAGUAGAGACAAACAAAUACAAGCUUAGAGUGCACACAAAAGAGCUCAAACUAUAGCUAAAAUAUAUUGAGUUUCUAUGAAAUUUCAGCUGUAAACGAAGCUCAAAUUAACAUAUUACCUGAAUAUGUUAAACGUAGUAAAAACAAAUUAAUAAACAAAUAAAAAAAACCAACACGCGUUGCAGCUGCAAUUUCUAUUGAAUAGUUGCCCUCACUUUGCCUCCCAAGUAGCUAAAAAAAAUCAUUCUUGAUCGCUUCAUAACUAGCCUAGACUUUCACCUCCCCCGAACAACAACAACAACAACGAAAUGUGUAAGUUGGCUUGUAAAUAGAAUUUUGAAAUCCUUAUUAAAACAUAUGGAAUAUGGCAAGCAAAAUGGAAAUCCUAAACCCAAAUAGCACCGAAAUAUAGUUAAGAUUAAUGUAAUUUUUAGUACGAAAUCUGCAAAGAGUUUGAGCCAAAAAAAAAAUAAUAUGAAGAGACAACAAAAAAACGGAUAUUGACGCCUAGCAAAACCCUAACGAAAUAUAUUUAAAUCAAUGAAGAAAAAAAUCCACACACACAAAGUAAGCAAAAAAAAAAAACAAAACAAAACAAAAACCUUUAGAAUAAAGUCGAUUCGAACACAACAACAGCACUUAAACAAUAAUUAAUAAUGAUUUCAUUCAUUGCAAAUGUGUAAUAAUCCCCGCAGAUAAGCUAAAUAAAUGCUAAUAAUAAGGCUGUUAAAUGUAAAAUAUCAUAAAUAUUAAAUAAUAACCCACAGCAAAAACAAUAUAUAGUAUAUCUAUACAUUAAUAAAUUGUGUAAUUAAAGCAUUUAACUGUAACUAGUUUUAGUUUGAGUAGCUAAACUAAACAAGAACACAACACAAAAAAAAAACACGAUUACAGCUGAACACAAAAAAAACAAUGAGAAAUUCAAUUGAUAAAUAUAUGCGAAAAAAAGAAUUAAAAUAAAUACUAAACUAACUACUAUUAAAAAAAAACAGUUAUUAUGAAUACCAACUC